AUGCCCAAACUAUACAAAGACAUCCUUUAUUUAAUAUUUCAAGAAUUACAAGAUAAUAAAGAAACUCUUUAUUCUUGUCUUUUUGUUGAUAAAACAUGGUGUGAAACAAUUAUUCCAAUUUUAUGGAAAGACCCAUGGAAAUUCUUAAAGAAUGGUUGUAAAUUACGAAAAAGAGAAUUAUUAUUAAAUUUAAUUAAUUCGAAUUUAUCGGAUGAAUCAAAAAAUAAAUUAGGUCAAUACUUUAAUUUUUCAUAUAAGAAACCUUUAUUCAAUUACGUUAGUUAUUGUAAACAUUUAAAUUUAAUAGAAAUCAAAAAGAUUAUUAAUAAUGAUACAUUAAUCAUUCAAUUAGAAAUAAUCAAUCUUCUUAUUAAUGAAAAUACAAAAUUUACUCAUCUUUAUAUACCUAAACAAUUUAAUUAUCAAAUAAAUCUUUUCCCUGGGUUUCAAAAUUGUUUUUCAAAUAUUGUAUUUCUUAGUUGUAGUUCCAAUAUAGGUGAUAAUGUUUUGGAUGGUUUAUCAAAAAUUUGUAAAUCAAUUAAAGAAUUGGAACUUAUUAUUGAUGAGAAUAAUAAUAAUUGUGAUAUUAUUAAAUUAAUUGAUAUUCCUACAAAUUUAAUUAAUGUUCGUUUAUUAAUUAAAUAUGACUUUUAUAUUCAUAUUAAUUAUGAACCAUUUCAUAAAAUUCUUGAAAAAUCUUUAAUGAAACAUUCAAAUACUAUACGUUAUCUUAAGAUAACUAAACAACCUACUUUAAUGAUUCUUUCAUCUUUUAUUUAUUUAAUAAGAUUAGAAUUGGAUUGUAGUUGUCUUGGUAGUCGUCAUUAUCAAUGGAAUUGUUUGGAAAAUUUAUCUUUACCUUUUUUACAAAUUUUAAAAGCAAGAUAUGUUCCAAUCAAACCUAUAACAAAUUUAAUUGAAAAUACAAGUGGUUCUCUUGAUGAAAUAAAAAUUGAUUAUACUUAUCAUAGUGAGAAUGAUAAUAAAAGAAUUAUUCAAGUUAUUUAUCAUAAUUGUUCAAAUCUUAAAUAUCUUACUUUAGUAAUUAAAAGUAAUAAUCUUAUUGAAUUAGAAAAAUUAUUAAUUACUUGUAAAUAUUUAAUUAAAUUAAAUAUUCUCACUGAUGAUAGAGUAUUUGAUUGGAAUAAUUUAUUUGAUUUAUUAAUUAGAUUAUCUCCAAUUACUUUAUAUAAAUUUAAAUUUUAUAAUUCUUAUGUAUCUCCUGAUUUAGAUUCUUUAAAAUUAUUUUUAGAUAAUUGGAAAGGUAGAAAUUCUUUAUUAUUAAAAUUUAAUAUGGAUAUUAAUGAUGAAUAUUCUGAUUUAAUAGAAAAAUAUAAAGCAGAAGGUGUAAUUAAUAAAUUUGAUUAUUAUUCUUAG
Molecule: messenger RNA, 1377 nt
Organism: Rhizophagus irregularis DAOM 181602=DAOM 197198
Lineage: Eukaryota; Fungi; Glomeromycota; Glomeromycetes; Glomerales; Glomeraceae
Source: RefSeq, a predicted model, not a curated record